AUGGAUAGCUUUUCAGUGUUUGAGGAGGUGAAGACCUCGAAAAAUGCAGAAUUUUCGUGUCAAACUGAAGAGAUUUCCUUUGAAAACACAGAAGUGCAGACGAUUGAGGAAUCAAUAAAGGACUAUAAAGAAGAGGAGAACGAUGAAGAACUGGCGUAUUGGCAGACGAUAGUGGCGAAUCGGCAGGGCGAAGUCGACAGGUUGAGGAGAAUCAAUGAUGAGCUGAGCACAGAAUGCGCCGAGAAGCGUACGAAGCUCAAAGAGAAAGAGGCAGAGUACAAGAGACUUUUCGAUUUGGGCAACGAGAAAUUGAAUGAAUCCAAGACUUCUGAAGAGGACACAUCAGCUGAAGACGUCGAGAAAAGUGUCGGGAAGGCUUGA
This is a messenger RNA of Caenorhabditis briggsae, 381 nucleotides long. The transcript has 3 exons. The coding region runs from base 1 to 381 and encodes 126 amino acids. The record is from RefSeq and is a predicted model, not a curated record. Lineage: Eukaryota; Metazoa; Nematoda; Chromadorea; Rhabditida; Rhabditidae.